AUGGCUUUCCGUAUGACUGGACGCGUUCUGGGCGCAGUUGCGCGGGAAAGGAAUGACGUGCAGCCGGCGCUGAGGAAGGUUUGGAAGGCACACGAGCCCGUCGAUGGCCUGGUGAGUCGAGAGGAUGAUGCACAUCCAUCCCGAAAAUACUUCCACAAACGAAAGUCGCACGUAGAGCGAGCGGCCUCUUCGCAACACGUCUACAAAACGAUGAGCUCGCAGCAACUGUUGCGCGGUGGAGAGGAGCCGAUGUCGAGACGUCUUUUCACUGCUGUUUCGUUGUAGCGUCUCCCACACCGCCUCUCUCCAGAGCGGAAGAGCAUAGCCUGGGUGUCGGAAGGCCUUUUGUUGACCCCCAUGACCCAUGACGUUUCACGGUGUUCUUGCCAACAAUAGUAUAGCCAUACUCAUUUCAAGGUCUAACAACGCUACAAUGCUACAAUUUGCUCCAAGUCGUUCAUCUCAGCAGCACUGAUGCAUCGUUGCUGCCCCAAAGCUCCGUCCAACAGCAGCAAUCCCAGUUGAAAGACCAAUGCUGGUGCGCCCAUAGCCACAGCAGUAGAUGGGAGGAGUGGCGAAGUAAGUAUGCGUGGAAGCGUGCAUAGGAGUUGCGCCGCUUUUUCCCUUGCACGCCGUACGUAAAUGUACGGACUCUCGAUACCGUGUCCGGGGUGGGAGAUCAAGUGAAAACGUAACAACCAGAUGCCAGUUUAAGCUUUUGUUGCACGCCGACAACACCGAGAGACUAUCCCCCAGCGUUCGGCAUUGUUUUACCUUCUCCGUGAUGACA
Ectocarpus siliculosus is the source of this 790-nucleotide messenger RNA. NCBI's taxonomy places the organism in Eukaryota, Phaeophyceae, Ectocarpales, Ectocarpaceae. The record is from the annotation of a GenBank genome assembly.